Messenger RNA from Oryza sativa Japonica Group (Japanese rice), 3020 nucleotides. The record is from RefSeq and is a predicted model, not a curated record. Lineage: Eukaryota; Viridiplantae; Streptophyta; Magnoliopsida; Poales; Poaceae.
AUCACUCCAUCAGAUUAGCUGAUUUUUUUUUUCAGCGCAGCCGACACGCACGCACGCACGCGCCCCGCCGAGCCGCGGCCACGAUUCCGAAUUCGAAUCUGCAUCUCUCCCAAAUCUAAACCCCCCGAAAAAACCAAAAAAAAAAAAACCCGAAACCCAAAUCGAAAUCCCUUCCUCCCUCACCCACACGCGCGCUCCCCCGCCGCCGCCGUCUACACGCGCACGGAUGGCCGCCGCCGACGGCGACGAGGACUGGGAGAUCUGCAACUGCGACGGCUUCGUCUACAAGCGCCGCCGGGUCCUCCACCCGCCCGACCUCGAGGACGCCGCCGCCACCGCCGCGACCUCCUCCGCCCCGGGGCCGCCACCCGAGGCCGUACUCCGCCGCCGCCGCCGCCAGGCGCUCCUCCGGCUCCGCGCCAGGUACCUCGACGAGCUCUCCCGCUGGGAGUCGCUCUCCUCGGACGUCCUCGCGCCGCUCCCCGCCGCGCCGGCCGCGGACCUUCCUCCCCGACCGCCUUCCGACCCCGUCGCCGCCUCGCCGCCUCCCGGCUCCUCCUCCUCCUCCUCCGACCUCACCGUCAUCGACGGCCUCCUCGCCCAGGCGGAGGUGACGGAGCAGUUGCUCAAGCGGUUGACGGAGGUGUGCGACGAGAUCGAUGAGUUCUGCCACGCGCACGAGGCAGCCUUGGUGGAUGCCGUCACCGACCUGCCGGUAUGGGGCGAUCCACGGGAGCUCAUGAACUCCUUGUGCAGCCCCGCCGAGCUGCCAGUAUGUGGCGAUCCACGGGAGGUCAUGAGCUCCUUGUGCAGCCCCGGCGAGAAGCCUGUCUCUGUUGGCACCAUGGCAUCUACAGAGUACCAUCUCAGUUUACUGAAUCUCUGAUUAUUUUUGCUCUACUUGGAUUGGAGGAAGAGGAAUUGUGAAGCCAGUAUACUGUCCAAAGGAGAGCUCAUAUAGUCUUCUUAAUAUUUGUUGUCUCAGAGGAUGUGUCGGCUUCCUGCCAAGUGCCGACCACCAAAAAAUCAAUUCUCCUUCAAAUUCUUCCCGUGACAUCUCUGUUUCUUGUUGUAUUGUUCCUUUGUUGAAAAUUUGAAGACAUCAAGCUGAUCUCUGAACUGGUGACAUCAUCUGCCACUUUGCAUUGGCUGUUCUGCAGGUAUGACCAUAUGAAUAUUUUGUUUUGACAAACAAGUGCAAUUUAUGGUGCUUUUUGUUAGGAAAAUGCCAACAUUCUUUAUAGAAAGUUAACAUGCAGGUUGUGGUUAGUUCUCUGAUGCCUGAAUAUAAUUGCAAUUCGAUUACAACCAAGCCUGCAUAUUUCAAUUUUUGUCCCUACAUAUUCCAAGUAAAAUUAUACCCUUAUUUUUCAUUUGUUAAAAUUGUUGCUGUUAGACUGCAGUGUUGACGCUCAGUUAAAGUGGAAUUCCUUAGGCUUGCUAAAAAAGAUAUGUCCACAUUAAGUGAAGUGCAUGUUGUGCAAACAAAUAUAGUAGGUAGAUAUCCGUCAUAUCAAGUAUCAAGAUGCAUUUGUGAGGUAUAAUGGGUGAAGCAGGUGAAAUGAAGUGAGAUAAAUCAGUAAGAUUAGUUGUAAAAUGAAGCUAUAACCUAUUGUUUGUAUUGUAGUGUUGUAUUUCAUGCUUUUAACGACCUUGGCACUGAAAUGUCUGGUGGUUAUUUUGUGCUUGAUAAUGAUUGCUGGUUUCUCUUCUCUUAGAUCAUUAUGUGCAGGUAAAACUAGUUCUUUUGGUUGUCGAUAUUACUUCUCAUUGAAUCUGAACAUAUUGUCACUUGGCACAUAAUCUUAUUAUCACCCUACUUAUCUUUCUAUCUUUUGAGUUUGUAAUGAAAUAUAUUGUAUCGUUGUAUGAUUAACUGAUAAAACAACUGUGCUUGAAAAUUGUGGCAGCAAUGCAGCAUGAGUUCAAUUCUGAGACUAUGAUUUGAUUGAAUGACUACACAUAUAGCAUAAGUUACAAAUAGAGCUUACUGAGAACAACUAUUACACUUUGUUAAAUGCAUGUUCUAAAAAUGAAAUAUUCCAAGGUAUGCAUCCAUCGUACAAAAAUGCAUUUGGUGAGAUAUACCAGCUGAAGAUUUAAGAGAGCAAAAGAAAAGGAGAGGAAUCAACGAAGAAGAUGAGCUGCGGCUGCGAGCAACAGGAAGUGCCUAGGAAGAGAUCCUUAUCUCCGGACAAGUUCGUGACUAGGACCAAAUCAAGUGUCUUGACGAUGAUGUCUUUAAUGGUUGGCAUUUUUAGUCUAGUUUGUAUGCAAUAUGGCUAACAGCGGCACAAGCACCAAUAGGUCAAUCUGGGAUGCCAGUGGCAUCAUGCCACAAGCUCAAGCUGCACCAGCAUGUAUAACCCCUUUUGCAGCUUCAUGUAACAACCACUCUGACGGUUAUCACUUAUCAGCAAAGAGCUCAAGCUGUGCCUUAUCUUCCUGCAGCUGCAUCCUAUCAGCAAGGAGCUCAUGCUGGGCCAUAUUGUGCUCCACCUUAUGCAUAUGCCAACCCUAUGUCUUACCAGCAGGCUCAUGGGAAUGCUGGCUAACCAUCUGCAGGUUAUGAUCAGAAUGCCAUCUACAAGAAUCCUGCCUACCCUGAUGAUCAUGAUCAGAAUGCCAUCUCCAACAAUCCUGCAUACCACCAUGCUGGCUAUGAUCAGAAAAUGCCAUCUACAACUAUCAUCCCUACCCUGCUGGGUAUGUUCAGAAUGUCUACUCCAACUAUCAUGGCUACCAGGCAGCUUAUGGUCGCGGCGGCGCCGCGACUGAUGCGGUGAGCGUGAUUCAGACAAGCGGUGGAGCGGCUACCGUCGUCGUCGCGCAAGCAGCUGAUCCCCCUUCAGUCCUUCUGAUGGUGCACUUCACCCCAAAUCCACUGGAGGAGCUCAGAUGAUGUAUCCCUAUCUAAGAAUUUCUGUUUCUGUUACCAUUUUCUGACUGAAUGGAUGAAGUAGAGGUGCUUUCUGCAACAAGGCAUCUUGAAUUAUGCUUAUGAUUUGAUUGUUCGAUGA